Silurus meridionalis is the source of this 1543-nucleotide messenger RNA. RefSeq names its product arylamine N-acetyltransferase, pineal gland isozyme NAT-10-like. The record is from RefSeq and is a predicted model, not a curated record. Lineage: Eukaryota; Metazoa; Chordata; Actinopteri; Siluriformes; Siluridae. Bases 199 to 1071 code for a protein of 290 amino acids. Gene Ontology annotation, molecular function: acetyltransferase activity. The transcript has 2 exons.
UUCUUGCAGGUUUACUGGCAUGUUAACUCAGUAUGCACGCUGUGCUGUUUACACUGCUUCUGUUUACUUCCGUUUUCUACACCCGGAAGUGUGAAAAGAGUCGCUUCUGGGCUGUUUGCGGUUUAUUUUCUAACCCCAGCAGCUUGAACAGACCUGUGGACGGCGUGGCAGCUCUUCUGUGCUUUUUAAAGGAUCAAAAUGGACCUUCAGGAAUACUUCAGAAGGAUCAGGUUCAGCGGGGUGUACGAGAAACCAGAUCUGUCCACACUCCAUACUGUCCAUGAGCUGCAUGUGAUGAACGUUCCAUUCGAGAACCUCAGCAUCCACUGUGGAGAACGGAACACCAUGGACCUGCAGAUCAUUUAUGAGAAGAUUGUGAAAAAUCAUCGUGGAGGAUGGUGCUCUGAAAACAACCUGCUCUUCUCCUGGGUGUUAAGAGAGAUGGGCUACAAAUACACCACUCUGGGCUCUAAAGUCUUCAAUACACUUAAAAAUGACUUCAACCCCUUGGAUUCACAUCUUAUUAACCUGGUGGAGAUCGAAGGCAAACCAUAUAUCACUGAUGUGAGUUUUGGAGUGUCGUGCCAAAUCUGGUAUCCAUUAGAAAUGAUCUCAGGAAAAGAUCAACAGCAGCCAGGUGGAGUUUUCCGACUUCAAAAUGACGGUGAGAAGUGGAUCCUGGAAAAGACUGGAAGGAAGCAGUUGGUCCAGAAUAAAGCCUUCACCAAUUCCAGCCUCGUCGACAAGCGCAUGACGAAGACAAUCUACUCUUUUGUGUUAACACCACGUGGUGUUGACCAUUUUCUUAAUACAAGUGAGUACCUGCAGACCAGCCCUGAAUCUCUGUUCACCCAGAAAUCCAUUUGUUCCCUCCAGACCCCUACUGGAUUCAGAGCUCUGAUUGGUUGGACCUACAGUGAAGUCACAUUUAACCCUGAGGAAGAUGCAGACAUCAUUGAGAUGAAAGAUGUAGCUGACAUUGAGAUAGAGACCAUACUCAAGGAAAAGUUUAAUAUAGUGUUAGUUAAUAAACUGACACCAAUAAACAAUAAAGCUGCAUAUAAACUAUAAGGCAUUAAAUCACAUUUAUCUAAGCCCCUUCCAACCCCAAAUGGGCAUUAUGAUUAUAAUUAUGAUUAAGAUUUUCCAAACUUUGAUUGUUUUUAGAAUUUGUACAGUACUGUGAACAAGUUUCAGGUUUAAAAAUAGUGUUUCUAUUUCUCAGUUAAUAAAAUGGAAAGUAAAUGAACAAAAUUUAAAUCCAAAACCCUCUGCCUGCAAAACACCAUCAAUUCAGUACACUUGCACACAGUUUUUAAUGAAUCCCAGACAGACUUAAUGACGUUGAAAUCAGGGUCCUAAACCUAAAUUUGGGGGCAACCAGGUGCUUCCCUGAUGGUAUUGAAUGAUGGUAUUGACAAAAUCUCGAAAAUCUAUUUAAAAAAAUACAGCCACAGAUUUGCAGGAAACCUCCACCAUGCUUUACUGUUGCCUUUAGACGUUCAUUCUUGUUCAAUUUCAGAUGUUUACUCACCUGUCCAGA